This is a messenger RNA of Aspergillus versicolor CBS 583.65, 1043 nucleotides long. RefSeq lists its product as uncharacterized. NCBI's taxonomy places the organism in Eukaryota, Fungi, Ascomycota, Eurotiomycetes, Eurotiales, Aspergillaceae. Gene Ontology annotation, molecular function: hydrolase activity. The record is from RefSeq and is a predicted model, not a curated record. The coding region runs from base 126 to 917 and encodes 263 amino acids. The transcript is spliced from 4 exons.
GGCUGUGCUGCAUAUCACUAUGGAAAAUCGGGUGCCUGCCCGUAGAUACUGGAUAUAAAUAUCGUUCUUUCUCAAGGGAAAAUUCAACAGACAAAUUCACGAGACAACGUUGACAUCCGACAAUCAUGUUUGUUGGCUCGCUACAGUUGCUGUCCCUUUUUGUCUCAGUCAGCCCUUCUCUGGCUGGACUCGCCCCUGCAAACACAACCAGUGCACUUGAGUGCCGAUGCGGAGUGCGCCAGGCUCUUACCCUUCCGCACGCCAACAUUACAGACCCCGAGGAAGCAAAACGAUGCGCCAGCUAUAAGCUGAUCGAUGCCCGUGGCACGACCGAACCACAAGGCGUGUCGAGCAUGUUUUUCCCCGUCAUCGAGAACAUCCUCGCCAACAAGACCGGUGGAGUCAGCCUCCCCGUGGAAUACCCAGCUGCGCUGAACCAGAACACAACCAGUGGCGAAGAAUUUGUGAUUGAUACGAUCACCACUGGCCUCUUGUCAUGUCCACAGCAGACAUACGCGUUGUUUGGGUAUUCCCAGGGCGCCUCGCUGAUGCUGAACGUUCUCGCCCGACUCAACGCCCGGGCCUUGGAAGCAGUGACGUCUGUUAUUCUUGUCGGAAACCCCUACCGAGUUCCUGGAAAGAUGUCGAACGUAGAUGAAACUGCUCAACACGACUCCAGCUCCUCUGUAGGCUGGUUCGCAGCGCAAGCCAUCGCCAGCAAUAGCAGCAGCACCAUUCCUCAACUCGCCCCGGAGGUAGACAGAAGCCGCAAGGUGCUUGAUUAUUGUAUCGAGGGCGACAUGGUUUGUGCGCAGAACCCUAACUGCCAAUGCCCGAUCCCUGCCGGUCACCUUUCGUAUGGCCUGGUUGAGUCUGUGCAGAAAACUGCCUUUGAGCAUGUGGUUGGUCGGCUUUAGACAGCUGGGUUAAUGACAGUAUCUGAUCGGAGCAUAUGUAUAGAGGUAUUGUAGUUCAAAUGUAUAUCCAGCAACUUUAUAUAUUAUGCCUUGCAUCAUUAAUGGCAGAUGAUGCACCGAAUUUAG